GCCCCCUCAGAGUCCUGGUUUCCUUCUCAUAAGAACGAUGUUAGCAGAGUUUCUUUCCACCUUGGUAUUUGGCAGACAUUUCUUUAUUCACUUUUAUACACUGGUGAUAGUACAGAAAUGGAGGGGGGAUACAGACCUUAAAUAGGGGUGAGGGGAGGGACAGAUACACUCCCAACUAGGUGUGAUCCAGUGUGAUAAACAGAGUAAUUACAGAAUAUCCAGGAUGUCCUGGUAGCACGUAGUGGAAUUCGGGGUAGUGGGGUGGCAUUUAGAAAGGUUGCACACAGGAGGAGGCAUUGGAGGUAUGAUUUUAGAGUCACCAUGUGUGGAGGCACAGAGCCAAGAGAAGGCACCAGUCACAUUGGGGAAUGAGGAGUUACUCAAUAUGCCCGCACUGUAAGGGUCAUCAGGAGAAGCAAGAGCCAAGUAAUGAAGGCCCUUGGGCGGCAUGCUGAGAAGUGUGGGCUUUUGUUGAUGGCGGGCAUUUUAUAGACCAAAAUGAGUGGUUUUGGGACUCUUCUAGAAAGAGAACCUCAGCUCUUUGGAGAUACUCUUAAUUCCCUGGGUCUUAACGGAGGCAAAAUUCUGGAGAAUAGCAGCACCGCUAAAUGAAGAAUCAGCAGGAGUGGCGCUGAAGCCAGCCUUCUCCCCUCACUGUGGCCAAGAGGCUGUCUCUUGCAUGCCCGGGGACCACAGAGAUGGAAAAGAACUGGCCAUUUUCAGAGUCCCAAAUCUUCCUCUUAGAUUCCUGAUUGGGCUGUUUACCUUUUCAAAUCCUUUUGAGAGGAGGUGGUUUUCCUCCAGAUUUCUUUCCAAGUUCCCUCAGGGCCAUGUUUGGGGUUCUGGGAAAUGGAAAUAUACCCUGCUGCUUCCUUUUACUGCACCCUCCCAAUUUGAGCUAGAGAAGCUGUGUACUGUGCUGGCGGGAGUCGAGCACAGCUGCCACCAUCGUCUGGGCUGACUCCACUCCUCCCUCGGCCAACAGGUCUCCCAGCGGACAGUGCACUAAGCUCCCUCAUCCUGCUAGCGGCUUCAGGAAGCAGGGAAGUGGCUGGGUACCAGUGAGGGGACUGAACAGGGAGGCAGAGGUUGUGGGCAGAAUUAAGGGCUUGGGGUGGGCAAGAAAGAAAGCUAUAAGAUGCAGGACCUUUGAUACUCCAGUCUCCUUGCCUCAGGAAGAAUCCUCAACACAAGCUCGUUUUCUGCCUUCCCCACUUCACACACACACCCAAAUAUAAAACCAAAAAGUGGGGCUCUUUUCAUGGCUCUUUGGGAAGCCAGGCUCUGCAGAAGGAUUACAGGCCCCCAGAUGACCUACUGGGUCUUCCUUUCUGGGGCUGUGGUCCAGCUCCUCACCAGGUACCGCCUGUGCCCUAGAAACCACAUGGAAAUGGCUGGUAGGAUGUCAGGGCCUCAGAGUGUAACUCCUCAGCCUGCCUCUAGCUUGCUCACCUCUGCCUUCUGACAUUUAUCUCUCAGUCCCUCCCUUUCCCACAGGGCUUCCCUUCCUUCCUACUUUGACCCACUGAUAGCUCACAUUGCUCCCUCUCUCCCACCAAGCCCCUGCAGAAAGUUGAGUAAUGGAUCACCCUGCUCCAGGACCCAGCCUCUCUACCUCCUUUGACACCUUGUUCCUCAACACUGAUGACUUUCCUAUUAGCUAGCGUCUCUCCCCAGCUUCUCUGAGUGAAGAGUUUACUCUUUUGUCUCCCACAUCUGGGUCACUGCUCCCAAAUGCCCAUCCUGGGAGGACAUUUUUCAUUCAGAGUUCGGUGUUCUAUACCAAGAUCCCACCCUAUUCAGUAGGACUUUGUUUAUUCCAGGGACCAUAUAAGAAGACCUUAGAAAUUAUAUACAUGGCUCGUGUGGCUCACCUAAGGUCACACAGCAAAUUAGAGCUGAGAUUAGAACAUUUCUUAUAUCCGCACUGGCAGCUGCAGUAGUAAUAAACAUUUAUUGAGUGUGGUUAUGGGUGAGGCACUGUCCUGGUAUAAAAGGGUAGGAGAUAGGCCACCUUCUCUCAGAGACUGAAGACCUAAAGUCUAGAUGGCAGGAUGAGACAUGACACAAGAAAACCAGGCGAGGCAGCAUACAUCUGUGCAAAACGACAUCAGCGCUGUAAACUGUUCUACCCAAGUCCAGAGGGUGGAGAGUUUGAGUGAGGCCAGUAAGGAGGAGUUUCCCAUUGUGGGAAGAGCUCAGGCCAGAUUUCCUGGUGUAUCCUGAUGUUCUGUGUGGCUUUAGAAAGGACACUUCCCCUUUUUGGGCCCCAGUGUUCUCAUCUAAGCAAAGGGGAGUCAGGGACUGAUCUCUUAGUUCCCCCUGCCCUGGCUAUGGCUAUGAGGUCUGGUUCUGUGUGACCUCUCUUUCUCCCUUUUAUCUUAAACUCCUCGGGGCAGGGUUGAUUUGAAAGGUUGAUAAUUGAUUAACUUUCUAAGUUUGUGGGGUCAAUUCUAAAGAAUGCAGCCUGAGGGGCACUUGUAGUCCACUGGUCCAGAGACAGUAGGAAUUUAGGGAGAUUGUGGCCUAAUGCGAUAGAAAAGAGGCCUGUCAUUCAGCAUCCCAUUUGCAAAAUAAGCUUGGUAGGAGUUGUGGAAAGUUCUUGGGAAGCAGAGACCCUUGCAAGGUCAGAAUCUAAAUGGGCCUCAGGUCGGAUGUUUCUUCCUUCCUGAAUCCUCACUCAGAAGGUGGAGGAGCUCCCGUACGCCUGCUGUGGAGAAGGGCAGCUGUAACCCCUGUUCCCAGCCGGUGAAAACUUUGAGCAGAAGUGUAGGGGGCAUCUCAGGAGGCCUGAGAUGGUGAUGCAACUGUGAGUAAAUGUUACCAGCCUCUGGCCCAGGCUGGCUGGCUGCUCAGGGGCUUGGGGCUAGGAACUUAGAGUCCUCACUUUCCCCCACUGUCCCAUCAACUGAAGAGAAGUCGAAGAAACUAGAGGGGAAAAAGGAAAAACAUGAAAGAAGGCACCAGGAAAAAGCAAAUUAGAAAUGAGAUAGAGGAAGUAGGGACACCUAGUAGGGCCAAAGGAGGAGAAAGAAGCUGGGAGUGCUGGGAGUGAACCAAGCCUGAGGGAAGAAAGGCCAGGGGGGUGUGGCCUGGAGAGGAGUGGGCCCAGAGCUGCUGGUGACAGAUGGGUGGACACAAAGAAGAGAGCUUCAGGGAAGACAGAUGGAUGGGGGAGGGAAGAGGAGAGGCUGGGGGAGGGUGUGCAGUGGUUGGAGGCCAUAAUGGGAUUGGAGAUGGGCUCUGAGCUGAGAAGAGGUGAGUGGAGAGGAAAGAAGAAAGGGGAGGCUGCCUUAGGAGACAAAGGCAGCAGGGCCUAUGGGGCCAGGGGCAGAAGAGGGCUCAGGGGCCUCGGCACUGAAAAGGGGAGCUUCCAGCCAGGCUGGCAGCAGAGAGUGACAGAUUGUGUAGUAAGCCAGAGUGGAGACCCGCUGUCACCUUCUAGAGGCAUGGAGAGGUGGAGACAGAGAAAGACAGAUUGACAGAGACAGUGGAAGCAGGCAAGGGAAGAACCUCAAAGAUUGUAGAAGAUCUAAGACCUGAAGCUGCUCCCCAAGAACACAUGGGUUCUUCCUGCCCGCCUUGCUCCUGUGACCCAGAGCACAGCACCUCCAGCCAUGGGCCACCCUCAAGAAGGGUCAGGCAGUGUGGCACAGCAAGGGUUAAUGCUGUGUGCUCUCCCUGCCAGCCUGCUUGCCUGGUUGGGUCCCCAGGGCUCCCCGCAUAUGUCACCCCCUCUCCUGCCAAACCCACUGCUUCCCAGCUCCUCAGUCCCUCCCCCCAUCCUCGAGGACUACGUCCAGGCCCCAGGGUCUUCUCUACACACCAACCUCCCUCCCCAACAAUCUACUUCAAGGCUGUGCGGAGAUGAAAAGAGAUUGUACCAAGCUGAAAAAGAGAACACCUGUAAAGAGCAAAAUAACGAUAACCAUAGAGCCAUCCGCAUCACCCCAUCCCCAGACCCUGUUCCUCCUGCCCUCCUUACAGCAACGACCCCCACGAAACUCCAGAGUUCUUCCCCCUGGCUGACCGGGGCUGCCGUCAACCUGAACUGACUUCAGAGCCUCCCCAGCCUCUCUUAAUCAUAAUGCCCCCUAUACGCGUGGAGGAAACUUCUUGCCACCUUAAGGUCCCCGUGCACAAAUGUAAAAGUUGGGGUGAACACUUCACAGUUUACCUGGGACUUUCCUAUACAUGGUAUAACAAAAGCCCUUUUGGGAAGGCAACAUUAUCCCCACUUCACAGAUAACAAAAGCAGACUCAGUCAACGUUAAGUGACUUGUCCAAGGUCAUCAGGACUUGGACCCAGUCUAUUGGCCCCCAGUUCAGUACAAUUAGUGGUUCUUUUCACCACUCCAUACUUUUAGCUCCUCUUUAUCAGAUGAUGUUCUCUUUAGCUACUCCCCUAAGGAUCAAAAGCUAAAUCCCUGAGUGAAGACUUGUGAGGAGGAGAAAGAGGUGGUCCCGGAGCACUCUUGGACUCCCCUUUACCAUCAAACCUCAGCUUGUACUGUGGGCAGCAUGACCUGGGUGCUUCAAGGCUGGAGGUUGCAGGGUCAAAGGAUCUGAGCUAAAAGUUCUAAAAGGAGGGAGAUUGGGAAGAGGAUUUCCUCCUGUUGCUAGGGUGUCUCUGGGUUCUGCUUUUGUUUUCCUCAGUGUCUCACUCUUUGGGAUCAGCAGCAGUCCCUCAUCUCUAUAGAUCUGUUUAUCGUGCCUCCACAUCUUGUCUAGGUUUUUGUUUGUUUGUUUGUUUGUUUGUUUUGGUUCCUCACAACUGUCUGCACUCUGCCUCUCUCAUGUCUGCAUGUCUCUAUCCUGUCUUGGGGCUUUCCUCAGGACUCUCUCCCAGUAUCAGUAUCUGUCCAUCCCUGAACAUCAGUGUUUUUCCACAUCUGUAUUUUGCUCAGGUCUGUGUCUCCUUAAUGGUCUCCUCUUUUCAGGUCUCUCCCAUGUCCCUGCCUCCCCACCAUAUCUUGCACCUCUGAGUCUCCCACAAAGUCUUGGCAACCUGGCAAUUCUGUUCCCAUCAUCAAUCAAUCAAUCAAUUUCAAUCUCUCUCUCUCUCUUUCUCCCCCUCCCCCCUGUCUUUCCCCCCAUUCCCUAUGUCCACCUCCCUGUGACAAGUCUUCCCCAUGUCUGUUAUCCGGUGACUAUUUUCUUAUCUUUUCCUCUCUUUCUGGGUCUUAAUCUCUCUCCAUGUUCUUUUUCCUCUGCUUCUUCAUCUCCCAUUUGUCCAUAUCUCUCCUCUCCUUCAUGGCACGCUCUCCUGAGUCUCUUGGUAUCCCAAUUUCUUGGAUGGGGUGGAGGGCAGAAGAGGGGGAGGUAGAAUUGUUGUAGCUGGGGGCUCAUUAGAUGGAGAUUGGUUUUUAAUCAGCACCAUGGCAAUGAUGAUGCAAGAACUAAGAUGCCACCUGAUCCCCUGCCCCCCACCCCCCUCCUCAAGCCUCCUUUCCCCUCCAGCUCAGCCCAUCUGCUGGCGCCUGGGCACCUGUCUGGGCCUGCCCAGGUGGGAGUUGGCACCUCCCAGACCUGGGAGUGAGGAGGGGUGGGAGAGCUUGGGGAAGAAUCACAGGACUCCCCUUAGGGAACGCCUCACCCUGGAGAAAGCCCAGAAUAGGUUGAUCAAAGCAGGGAAAUGGCAAAUGCCUCCAACAGCCUGAAGGGAGUUUAUGGUCCUACUAAGGUGCUGGCCCUGGUCACAUGCAUUAUCUCAUUUAAUCUCCAUGCCAACCUAAGAAGCAGCUAGAAUUAACCUCAUUUUACAGAAAAGGACAGUUGAGGCUCAAGGAGUUACGUUACUUGUUAGAGAUCACAUAGCCAAAAGGGCCUUCUUCACUGUAGCACACGGUCUCUGGAGUCCUCCCAGCCAUGGUUCCAGGUACUCACAAAGGUUCAGUGAAGACAUUCCACAGCUGAGUAGGGGAGAGAACUUAAGACACUGACACCUGUCCUGCUGCCUCUCUGUACUUCCCUUGGUCCCAGCUCUUGCCACUCUGCAAUGUGCACGUAUGUGCAUGCGUGCGCAUGCACACACACACACACAUACACACACACACAGGAGGGAGGCAGCUGAGCUAUUGAUAUAAACUUAAUUAAUGGCCAUUUGCAUAUAAUUUUCUAUGUAAUUUUCUUAUUGCUCAUUAGAUGGCCCAGCAUAUGCGAAGCUGCCUGGGCUGCCCUGCCCUCCUCUCCCAGUGUCCUUCCAAUACUGGUUCUUUCUCUCUCUUCCACUUUGCUCCUUUUAGCCCUGACUUCUUUCCUCCUAAGACCCCUAAUUCCCAAUGGGUCAGGUUGGGCUGGGCAGCCUAGAAAAGCUCCUCGUGGGAUCUAUGUCAAGAAUUUGAUCCUGCCCCCCACCCGCUGUGAUGGGGUAGGUGAGAGAAUGGGAGCUGGCAUAAGAGGAUGUGGAGUGAUUGAGUCUCAGGGUGAUGAGAGCAGGGCCCUGAACAGCAGCCACAGGCAGCCUGGCAAGGAGACUGUUGGGUAUUAGCAUUAUGAAGGAUGAGAGCUUGGUGAGGGAAAGGACUCUUGGGUCCUGUCCUUCGUUUUAGUGCUGUCCACUUGUGCUUUUCUAGAUUUCUCUGUUAAUACCUUGGAGAGCCUUCUUCCCAUGAAAAAGAAACAUGGGAAGGAGCUGUCAAAGUCAUACUGGGACUCAGAAUGGGCUCAUGGUACUUAAACCGGGCUUCCUAGAGGUCUCUGUUCCUGCUGCCUCUGGUAGGAGAGACUGAGGGGUUCAUCUGUGAUCCUGCCCUGGCUCUCGCCCCAGCCCCACCCCUUCCCCAGCUCUCCAUUUCUUGCUUAUGAAAUAUGCAUGGAGAACAGAUGUCCCUGCUCCCCCACUCCCUGCCCCCCCCCCCAGGGCCAGCCCCUGCCCCCAGCUCCCGGGAGGGUUCGCAGGUCUCUCUGCCAAUGGCUGCCUGGCCUGCCUGUUUAAUAUUGAUGAGGGGGGGAGCCUAGGCCAGCCAAUGGAGAGCUGGGGGUGUGUGUGUGUAUCUCCAUAUAUAUACAUAGGGCUGGGCCAGCUCAGGUGUGUAUGUCUGUGAGUGUGUUCGGGAGUGUGAGUACUGGUGGCUCCAGUACCUGGCCAAGCCCACCCCCUCUGCCUGGGCCCUAUAUCCCCACCAUGUGUGCCCCUCUCAUCUGCCCCGGAGCCUGUCCAGCCACACCACGCUGCCCCUGAGAGCUCUAGAAAGCUGGUCACUAACUUUGCAGAUGGAUGUUUUCUGAGCAGCCAGAGAAGACUGGGGCUGUCAGCGCUGCCCCUGUCCUGCCAGCUUGGAUCCCCUCACAGGGUCCUCCUAGGCUCCUGACUGGAACCCUGACCAUGGAACCCUGAAGUAGCUCUGACUUCUUGAGCUCAGUGGCAGACCCCACCAGCCCAGGCCCUUCCUGCCCCUCCCACAACCAACUUUCAGGCUCCCAGAGGGAGGGGUGGGGAAGGGGUCCUGAUCUCAAAGGGCAGGGGGCUUCCAUCAUGAUGCUCAACUCAGACGCCAUGGAGCUGGACCUGCCUCCCACCCACUCUGAGACGGAGUCAGGCUUCAGCGACUGUGGGGGCGGGGCGGGCCCUGACGGGGCUGGGCCGGGGGGUUCAGGAGGGGGCCAGACCCGGGGCCUGGAGCCUGGAGAGCCUGGACGGAAAGAUCUGCAGCACUUGAGCAGGGAGGAGCGGCGGCGCCGGCGUCGGGCUACAGCCAAGUACCGCACGGCCCACGCCACACGGGAGCGCAUCCGCGUGGAGGCCUUCAAUCUGGCUUUCGCAGAGCUGCGCAAGCUGCUGCCCACGCUGCCCCCCGACAAGAAGCUCUCCAAGAUUGAGAUCCUUCGCCUGGCCAUCUGCUACAUCUCCUACCUGAACCACGUGCUGGACGUCUGAAGUGGCCUCCAUGCGCCCCUCCUCUCCAGGCCUUGCUAGGUCCCU
Messenger RNA from Pteropus alecto (black flying fox), 7924 nucleotides. It is a transcript of the gene NHLH1, whose product is annotated as nescient helix-loop-helix 1. The coding region runs from base 7478 to 7879 and encodes 133 amino acids. Lineage: Eukaryota; Metazoa; Chordata; Mammalia; Chiroptera; Pteropodidae. The record is from RefSeq and is a predicted model, not a curated record. The transcript has 2 exons. Gene Ontology annotation, molecular function: protein dimerization activity; DNA-binding transcription factor activity, RNA polymerase II-specific; RNA polymerase II cis-regulatory region sequence-specific DNA binding. Gene Ontology annotation, biological process: regulation of transcription by RNA polymerase II.